Messenger RNA from Didymella exigua CBS 183.55, 1019 nucleotides. RefSeq names its product putative 40S ribosomal protein S15. NCBI's taxonomy places the organism in Eukaryota, Fungi, Ascomycota, Dothideomycetes, Pleosporales, Didymellaceae. Bases 94 to 555 code for a protein of 153 amino acids. Gene Ontology annotation, cellular component: cytosolic small ribosomal subunit; ribosome. Gene Ontology annotation, molecular function: structural constituent of ribosome; RNA binding. The record is from RefSeq and is a predicted model, not a curated record. The transcript is spliced from 4 exons. Gene Ontology annotation, biological process: translation; ribosomal small subunit assembly.
UGCACGUUAGCGGCACCUGGGAAAUCCGAACGACUUGACAACGACAUUGCGCAUCCAUCGAGUCAACUUUCUAGCUUCUCGACCACCGCAACCAUGGCUGAUUCCGAAUACAACGCCGAGGAGGCUGCCGCCCUCAAGGCCAAGCGCUCGUUCCGCAAGUUCUCCUACCGUGGAGUCGACCUCGACCAGCUCCUCGACCUCGGCUCUGAGGAGCUCCGCGACCUUGUCCACGCCCGUGCCCGCAGAAGGUUCAACCGCGGUCUCAAGCGCAAGCCCAUGGGUCUGAUCAAGAAGCUCCGUAAGGCCAAGCAGGAGGCCAAGCCCAACGAGAAGCCCGACCUUGUCAAGACCCACCUCCGUGACAUGAUCGUUGUCCCCGAGAUGAUCGGCUCUGUCGUCGGUGUCUACUCUGGCAAGGAGUUCAACCAGGUCGAGAUCAAGCCCGAGAUGGUUGGCCACUACCUCGCCGAAUUCUCCAUCUCAUACAAGCCCGUCAAGCACGGUAGGCCCGGUAUCGGAGCCACUCACUCUUCCCGUUUCAUUCCUCUCAAGUAAAUGGUUUGGGCUACUGGUUGCAUGGGUUUGUGGUGUGGAUAGUGUGUACUUGACGACCUUACAACGAAUACAGGUGUUAGGUGCAUUACACUUUCUAUGACUUGGUGACGCACGAAAAGCGGUCACGAUGGACAUGAAGACACGAUGUAGAUAGCCUCUACAUCAAAAGAUACCUCCACACUUAUGCGCGACGCAUUCGUGAUGUCCUCCAUCACACAUCAGAUGCCCGCGUAAGGAAGAUGAUACUUCACACCCAGUGCCACCUGAAACAAGAUUGUCUCACUUCGACACGAAUAACAACAUUACAAAAUCAUGGUCUCAGAUCACAUGUAUUUACACUCAUACAAUCUGCAAUAUUUGUAGAUAGCUGAGUGUCGAUUCACAGGCUACUAAGGCCGGGUAUUAUAACUGUAGGAAAGCACUCCUCGGACAAUGUCGACUACCUUCCGAGACGCAUCUCAACC